AGCCAUUUCCUUUCGUAGUAUCAAUUUGUGAGGAACUGGCUUACAUUGCUACUUUGUCGAGCUUCAGAUACAAUUGUAACACCAAGCCUGGUAUUGAUUGCUGACGCCGCAAGCAUCGCUUCAAGAUGAGCGAUGCUUGCGUUGAUGACCACUCAAACCCUCCAUGGGAUCCACUUCGUGAACAAGAAUGGGCGAGCCUUAGUGCGGAAGUGGACAGCAUGGAGGCAAUGGGGAACUGGGACAGUGUUUGCUCGUCAGGUCAUGUUCCGACACACUCAGAUCAUGGGGAUGACUGCGAUGUGCUCAACAUCUCCUGCCCUGUGACACGACCCAAGGUCUGUCUGCAGUUCAGUCAAGUGGCAAUAGACGGGGAGCCCAACCUGGAUACUAACACUGGUUGGCCGUUCGGAAUGUCUCAGGGGCUGAAUGGACCUCUGCAAGGUCGGGGAGCUGCUGGUGCAGAGAAGCAUGGAGAGAUGUGCGUUAGUCACAUGGAGCAUGACGUGGACGACGCUCUGUUCGAUGAUGCUGACGAUGAUCCCGACAAAGAACUGAGCAUUCCAUUCCAGCUUUCAAGGAAUGAGAACAAGGAUGGGAUGUUUCACACUGGGAUGAAUGGAUACAACCGAGUGAAAAUCGAGAAUCGAAAAGACUCCUUGAAUCUUACUCUGGCGAUUCCUGAUGGAAAAACAGAAGCUUAUCUUGUGGAAGCCGACUCUGCACCGCCCAUGGCAGUGGCCAAGACCGAACCUGGAGAGAGCUCACUGUUUCCUGUUCAUCUGUUCGUGACGGCAAUUGCUGAUGGAAAGAUUUUGAGUGACUCCCCACCCAAAGUGAAUGCUGUUUUGGAGCAAGUUCGCAAGAAGGUUUCGAAAGAACAGAACACAGUCGUCCAAGUCUGCAAUGAAGGGGCUGUUGAUUUGAAGAUGAGGGUCUUUGUUGCUAACAGUGUGGAGGCAAAGGCAGUAUGGGACUACAUCAGUACUCACACUAAUCAGAUCCCUGCUCCCUUCGUUGUGCUUUCAAAACAACUCAUGAUGGCUGUGAGCUAUGAUUCAAGUUCUUUGGAUCCCUCGCUUGCAAGUGUUGCAGACCGGCUUCGCAAGCAGGCAAGCCCGAUCGAAUUUGCUUUGCAAAGCAGUGUGACCUGGUCGAUGCAGAUCAAGACGCAUGCGGUCAAAGUGCUUAGGGAGGCCAUCGGAGAUAAGGCGUGCACCCUUACUACGGCUAUGCUUCGAGGCUACAGUGGCCCCAUGGCGCCGGCUAAGAUUAUCGAACCCUUGGUUCAACAACGAGCUACACUGGUGCCUGGGCAUCCAGUGAAGCGAUUCAUUAUCUUGCCUGCGAAGAACAAGAGUGUGAAAGAUGAGAAGAGUGCCAACGGCAGGAUGUUCUUCAGCAACCCCAACCCCACCAUCGUCCUCGGGAAACAUGAAGAGAUGGACCUCAUGUGGGAAGGAAGGCUCACUGCCCAUUUCCCUGUAAACUUAUUCGUCACGGCCAUCGCGGACGGCGAGAUGGCCCGUGAUACCCCUCCCAAGGUUCAAGAACGCUUAGCUCAGAUCGUUAGGAAAGUUCCCAAGGAGCAGAACACGUCUGUUGAGGUCUCGGAAGGAUGCACUAUUGAUUUGAAGAUGAGAGUUUUCGUUGUGAACUCGGAGGAUGCAAAGGCUGUCGGGGAGUACAUCAAUUCACACAUGGACCAGUUGCCCAUGGCAGUUUUGUAUGAUCCUACAGCGUUGGAUCUGUCAGAUGCAUCUGUUGCCGACCGCCUUCGUAAGCAGGCGAAGACUCGUGCAGUGAAGGUGCUGAGAGAAGCCAUCGCCACUAAGUCGCUUGGCAUCACUCAACACAUGCUGCGUGGACACUGUGGGGCGAUGCAACCUUCGGAACGCCUUACGGAUUUCCUCAUCACUAGGACACAAGUUUUAGAAUCAGAUCCCAAGAACAGAUAUUUUGUGUUUGCUGCACGCAACAAGGGCUGCAGUGUUCCUUGUUCGCCCCGCAAGCGUCCGACUCCUGACUCACCUCCAGUGGUUGGCGAUGCUCUCAAUCAUCUCGACCCUUCGUGCGAGAACGCAGAUGGAGACGCGAGCGGUGGGCAAGCACCAGGAAUGAACGUGGGCCCGAUGAUGAAGCAAGCAAGCAUACGUCCCUUGUCAGUGGGCGUCAAUAGACGAGGAGGAGCCGCGUCGGCGUCGCACCUGCAUCGCAACAUGCUCGACAAGGCGUUCAACAAGAAGAUGAAGGGUUCGUUCGAUCACAUCUCUCCCAUCCCCUCAGGAUCUACUCUCUGAGCGUGCCCUCGUCCCCCCUUGGAUUUUCUCUGGCGGAUUUUUCGAUUCGGAGAAGGAGAGGCGAACAGGUUGAAGGAGGAAACGCGCAGCCUCGGUCGUCUCCGUACCGUAGGAAGAGGACGGGAGGGGAGAAGGAGGAGGGGGAGGAGGAGAGUUGUCUAGAUGUUUUUGUUUUUUGAGGAUGAGAAGAUUGGUCGCGAGAGAGAGUAAGAGGUUAUCUGCCAUGCUCAGCUGCUACUCACUUGAAGUAAUAAAGUCGUUUCAAGUUG
Messenger RNA from Guillardia theta CCMP2712, 2566 nucleotides. RefSeq lists its product as hypothetical. NCBI's taxonomy places the organism in Eukaryota, Cryptophyceae, Pyrenomonadales, Geminigeraceae. The record is from RefSeq and is a predicted model, not a curated record. The coding region runs from base 126 to 2297 and encodes 723 amino acids. The transcript is spliced from 21 exons.